Molecule: messenger RNA, 439 nt
Organism: Plectropomus leopardus (leopard coralgrouper)
Lineage: Eukaryota; Metazoa; Chordata; Actinopteri; Perciformes; Serranidae
Source: RefSeq, a predicted model, not a curated record
UUCUUCUUCUGUUGUUGCAGUUACCCAGCAGUAUGUGACUUCCUGAUGAACAAUAACCUGUUGUCUGUAAUACGAGCACAUGAAGCUCAAGAUGCAGGGUAUCGAAUGUACAGGAAAAGUCAGACGACAGGCUUCCCUUCUUUAAUUACGAUCUUCUCUGCUCCCAACUACCUGGAUGUGUACAAUAACAAAGCGGCGGUGCUGAAAUAUGAGAAUAAUGUGAUGAACAUCCGGCAGUUUAACUGCUCCCCUCACCCCUACUGGCUGCCCAACUUCAUGGACGUCUUCACCUGGUCGCUGCCCUUCGUCGGAGAGAAAGGUGAGACCGCUGUCAGGAUGAGACGGUCUAAAAACUGUUUCUACAGUAUGAUGAAUAAAAAAACACUGCAGACUGAGGCAGAAGUAAACAAACCCACGUAUGAUGUAAUGUCCUAAAAUC